AUGACUAUGGAGGGCGAAUCAACAAUCGUGAAGGCGUUCUUGCCCACGAUACCGCUUCCUACAAAUGACAACCGUUCGCCAAUAAUAACCGAUCGCUUGCUCCUUCGCGCUCUCCGAGCAAGCGACCUAGAAGCGUUACACGUCUUGCGAACCCAAGAAGAAGUCAUGAAGUGGACUAGUGCUGGCUGUAUUGAUGACAGCAUUGAGCAGACUAAAUCCAAACUGGAUCCAUUCCUAGCACCAAACGAUGUGCGGACUGCCAACUGCGCCAUCUGUCUAAAGAACACGGGGGAACUCAUCGGUAUUGGUGGCUGCCACCUUUAUCCUGGAAGCCAUGGGUGGCCUGAAGUUGGCUAUAUGCUUCGCACGGACGCUUGGGGGAAAGGUAUCGCGACAGAAUUUUUGACCGCGUGGCUGAAGUUUUGGUCGGAUUUGCCUCGAACAGAGCGGGAAGUCAGAGUUCAGAAAGAAAUGGUCAUCGGGGAAAACGCAGUAGACGAGCACCUUAUCGCCCUCACCGAAGCAAGCAAUGCCGCAAGCCAGAAUGUGCUGCUGAAAUGCGGAUUCGAGCAAUUUCGUGAGUUUGAUGAGGUGGAUGGCACCAAGGUCGUCAAACUGGUAGCAUUCCGCUUUCUUCCAAAGAAGCGGUGCUGA
This is a messenger RNA of Penicillium paradoxum, 654 nucleotides long. Its product is annotated as GNAT family N-acetyltransferase. The coding region runs from base 1 to 654 and encodes 217 amino acids. NCBI's taxonomy places the organism in Eukaryota, Fungi, Ascomycota, Eurotiomycetes, Eurotiales, Aspergillaceae. Gene Ontology annotation, molecular function: acyltransferase activity, transferring groups other than amino-acyl groups. The transcript has a single exon. The record is from RefSeq and is a predicted model, not a curated record.